AUGGACCUCUGCCUGACACUCCUGUUGAUCUAUCUCUGUAGCCAAGGAGCCACUAAUGCUGAGGUGGAAGAAAAUCAACCAGUCUCGCUGGUGCCUCUUACUCAACCAGAGGAGGAAACAGGACCCAGCAGUACAGCACAGCCAGAAUUCGCAGAUACUACAGAAGCCUCUGUAAUUACAACAUCCUAUCAACCACCUACAACAAGUAGUGGGCCCACCGGAGCCUCGUCGAUAGAAGAGGAUGAUGGGGGUUGUCUGUCUCUUGGCAGAAACCCACAAUCCAGGGAAAUUGUUGCUGCUGCCAUUCAGAAAAUGGGUGUGCAGCUGCUGCAGAACCUGGAGAUGACGCCAGAGCAGCCAAAUAUUAUCAUAUCUCCUUUAAGCAUAUCACUGGGCCUCUCCCAGCUGGCUUUAGGUGCUGUAAAUGAGACGAGGGAGCUGCUGAUGCAUCAUCUUCAUGAAAACGCUCUCCCCUGCUACCACCAGUCUCUACAUAGUAUCUUGAUGCAGCUCAAAAACAGUGAUCUACACAUUGCCACACGUAUCUUUCUGCGUGAAGGGUUUAAGCCGAAGGAAGUAUUUGUCAAUGAGUCUCACCGGUUUUAUCGCUCGGAACCAGCAAUCUUGGAGAAUCUGGAGCAAAUAAACACAUGGGUAGAGAACGCAACUCAAGGAAAGAUAGCUGACUUCCUUUCUGCUUUACCUCCCAAUCUGCUUCUCAUGCUCAUUAAUGCUGUCCAUUUCAAAGGAGAGUGGAAAGCUCGAUUUGACCCCCGCUUUACCUCCAGAGGUGUGUUCUAUCUCGAUGAACAGCACAUGGUUGAUGUAGAGGUGAUGGAAGAUGCCAAACAUCCCUUGAGUUUCUUUAUUGAUCAUGAACUGGAGGCUCAGGUAGCGAGCUUCCCAUUCCUGAAGUCUAUGAGUUUGUUGGUGGUCGUGCCUCUGUCUUUGCAGACAAAUAUCUCUUCACUUGCUGCAAAGAUCGAUGUCUCUAACCUUUAUAAUCGACUGCCCAAAGAGAGGGCAGUCCAAGUAAAAGUCCCCAAAUUCAAACUAGAGUAUGCUAAAGAGUUAAAGGAUGUCUUUAUCAAAUUGGGUAAGACCUGUUUUCUGUGA
Molecule: messenger RNA, 1116 nt
Organism: Oreochromis niloticus (Nile tilapia)
Lineage: Eukaryota; Metazoa; Chordata; Actinopteri; Cichliformes; Cichlidae
Gene: serpinf2b
Product: serpin peptidase inhibitor, clade F (alpha-2 antiplasmin, pigment epithelium derived factor), member 2b
Exons: 7
Coding region: 1-1116 (371 amino acids)
Biological process (GO): negative regulation of endopeptidase activity
Molecular function (GO): serine-type endopeptidase inhibitor activity
Source: RefSeq, a predicted model, not a curated record